AUGAUGUUAUUUUUCCUUCUCAUACCACUUCAGAUCUUUGCUUUUACAUAUCAAUAAUAAUAAUAACUCAAUUCUGAUGAAGUCAAUUAAAUAUUGGAUUACAAUUCUGGAAACAUUUUUGAUUAUGAAUUAAAAAAAGUGAUAGGAAAAGGUGCCUUCUCCAAGGUUUACUUGGCAUAUAGAAUUGAAGACUAAGAGCCAGUUGUUUUAAAACAUAUCAAAGACACCAAAGAAAGUGAUAUCAAUCAAGAGAUAUCAAUACUGUAAGCCUUAUUAGGUUUGCCCAAUAUUGUUCAAAUGAUAGAUGCUAUCAAGGGACAUUAAGAUGAAUAGGCUGACUAUUAUUAAUAACUCGUAAAUAAGGAGAUAUAAUCAAUAGAUGAUAAAUAGGAAUCUCUUUAUAAUGAUUCUCUUGAAACCACUAUAAUAUUUGCCUACUAAAAUACAACUCGUAGUUUAUAUAAUAUCCUUAAAAAAAGAAGGUACACUUUAAAAUAAGUAAAAAAAUACUUUAAAUAAAUAUUCAGUGCUCUCGAUAAGGCCCAAGAAUUACAUAUAAUGCAUAGGGAUAUUAAAGCUGAAAAUGUUCUUGUAGAUAAAAAUGAUAAUAUUAUAUUAAUAGAUUGGGGUUUAAGUCAAUUUUAUGAUAAAUAAAAAUCCUUAUCUGUUAGAAUGGGUACUAGAUAUUAUAAAGCACCAGAGUUAUUAUUGAAAUAUAAGAAAUAUGAUUACUCAAUUGAUGUUUGGGCAGUUGGAUGCAUGUUGGCUGAUUUUAUAUUCAAGACUGAUCCCUUGUUUAAAGGGAAAGAUCUUAAAGAUUAAUUAAGAUAAAUAAUUUUGAAGUUGGGAACCAAGGAUUUAUAUGGAUAUCUGAAAAAAUAUCAUAUUAGAUUAGGUUUGUAGGAUAUCCCUUAAGUUGAAGAGCGAAUAGAUUUCAAUAAAUUGGUGAAUAAAAAGAACAAGAGAUGGGCUACCAAAGAAGGGAUUGAUUUGUUGGAAAAAAUCUUUGUUUAUGAUCAUGUAUUUAAUUAACCUAAUUUGCAUAGAAAUUAAGAAUAAAUGCACGUUAAGCCCUAGAGCAUGCAUUCUUCUCAUGA
Molecule: messenger RNA, 1097 nt
Organism: Paramecium octaurelia
Lineage: Eukaryota; Ciliophora; Oligohymenophorea; Peniculida; Parameciidae
Source: the annotation of a GenBank genome assembly